Molecule: messenger RNA, 6471 nt
Organism: Xyrichtys novacula (pearly razorfish)
Lineage: Eukaryota; Metazoa; Chordata; Actinopteri; Labriformes; Labridae
Source: the annotation of a GenBank genome assembly
GGGGCAGGCUUUCUCUGACGUUGCAGUCGAGUGUGCCGCAGACUCAGGAAUGAAGUGGACGUACACACACUCCCUUGGAUCAGUGUGAUUUCACCAUUUCUCGGUAUCAUGUCUGAGUGGAAGCAGAAAUGUGAGGAGGAGUGGGGCCUGCAGGGAGCUCCGAUGCCGGACAGUCUGGACUGGAAAUCCGUGUAUGAAGCCAAACCUCUGGGGAGGAAUUUACUGAAGAACCCUUCACCUCACGGUAACAACACUCUUUAAGGAAGACUAGAGAUGCUUUUUUGUUUCCGGACUACAAACAGUUGGGAGAAGUAGCAGGGUUCAACACAGUUGUGACUGGUAGCUGAUAAUUAUUUAUAACACCACAGCUGCUUCGAAGUUGGAGAGACGUUUUCCUAAAGUGCUGAAACUCUCAAACAAAAAUAAAUUCAUUCAUAUCAGCAGGACUUCCUCGUAUUUUGUCCUGCACAUAACUAACUUUGGAGUCACUCUGCUUUUGCCUCAUCUGCCUCCCAAUCGUGCUUUUGCAGUGGUCAGACACACAUAUGUAGGAAAGUACCACAAACUGUCUCUCUGCAAUAACACAUGCAAACACAAGCUACAGGGCAUCAUUCAUGCUCAUUCAAGUGGUGUGAAUGCUGUUUUAAUCUGUUCACAGUUAUAUAUAACCACAUGUAUCAUUAGUUUGUCUUUACUCUCCUAAUAUUCCUCCAGAUCUUCUCUCAUCAUCGCUUUAAUAGCUGAUCAACCUUAAAGCAGCAAACUGGCCAUGACUUUGGGUUUCUGUUAGUUAUUCUGAUCAACAGCAGAAUUGUGUAAUAUCCUGCCCUGAGUUGGGAGGAAAUGCUGCCAGAUACUUUGCCAGUAGAUCUGCUGAUAUUUGACACAUCUUAAACCUGUGGACCUUAAAAGUGUUUUCUGUUGCAAGUCUCAGGUCUCUUUCUUUGGUCGCAUGAAAGCCAGCUACAAUGGGAGCCUGUAGGUUUUCUUAAACAAGAUGCAGUUGGACAUUUCUCAACUGCUGACUCACACUUGAACAGUCUUUCCACAGAGACACACCCAGAAAACCUGUCAGAAAGACUGAUAGUUUAGCUUUGUGAAGGUUACAGUGGGAUUGUAGAGGCUUUGGUGGGUGUGUUACUAUCUACAGCUGUCUCUUUGUGUUUUUUCUCUCAGGCAUGAGUAAAGACAACCCUCUACCUGAACGUGGACAUUUCUCAACUGCUGACUCACACUUGAACAGUCUUUCCACAGAGACACACCCAGAAAACCUGUCAGAAAGACUGAUAGUUUAGCUUUGUGAAGGUUACAGUGGGAUUGUAGAGGCUUUGGUGGGUGUGUUACUAUCUACAGCUGUCUCUUUGUGUUUUUUCUCUCAGGCAUGAGUAAAGACAACCCUCUACCUGAACGUGAUCAAAGGCCAGUGAGAGGACCACUCCCAUUUGAACCUGAGGGUGAGAGACAAGCUAAUAAACACAAAGAACACAAAUGACGUUUUCCAGAUUGGGUGAAUGCUGUACUUAAAUCUUCAGGCAACUUCAGUGGCUGGACCACAAAAAAUGAAACUAUACCCCGAGACACAAGUGACAUCCCACCUGGUGUUGUUGUCUGCAGCAUGAGUACAUACAGGUGAGUGUUGACCAUACAGCUGAUUACUCUUCAUACACACACAAUCUUUUUGGGUAAAAACAGGCAGCAACCUUAAUUUCAGUUUAAAGGCACUAUAGAAGAGCUAAAACCUGCAGUUCUUUAAAUGUCCACUAGAGGCUGUCUCCAAAAGUGAGUCCAGCUUCUUUAGGUCACAUGUUACAUCUUGAUGACAGAAAUUGACAUGUUUACCACUAGACUGUAUUGGCUGAGUGAGAUCGUGUUGGUUCGUUCCAAUUCAGUGGGGCAACAUUAACUGUGAUUGAUAAAAUAGCCCUAUUGAUAGUAAGUACUAAAAAAAAAUAUCCACUCAUGCCAUCCAGUCGAUUUUUAGUAAUCAGUGUUUCGGUGUCGAACUAUUUCCUUUCUGCAGCGUAGUGAUACUUGCACACGCGCAAUCGAAUAUGCAGAGGGGUGAAGCGAUUUUUGUCACGUGGACCAAUAGGAGCCGAGUCUCGUUGCCAUAGUAUCAGAAAUACACAAACAUGGCGACGAGCGCAUCUAGCAGUGAGACAAGCGAAGAGGAAGAAAAGAAAAGGAAAAAAAGAAAAUAGCCUUCAAAAGUGCAUAAAAAAGGAACGAAACAAUGCUAUAUGCAUUUAUCAUCUGUACAGGGCGAAGAGGUCCUUGACUUUACAAGGACACGUUGGGAAACUUACAGAACUAGUAUUAGAAAGUGGCUUUCUGUACAGGGGGAGACAAAGGACCUUGCAGAAACUUACAAACAUUGCGUUGACAUUGACUUUGACAAUGUUCCUGAUGACACUGGGUUUCACAUGACAUGCUACCAGUGAUUUAUUUGCAAAAGGCGUUUGGGAAACAAGAACGUGAUGCAACCGCGGGUCAGUCAAACCCUUAACGCAGCAUCGCCGAUGCAUCCACGUCCACGGCAUCUGAAACUCCGCGAAAGAAACUUCGCUCGAGGUCAUAGGCUGUAUUGGGACAAAGGAAAAAGUGCCUAGAAAGUGAAUUUCGUUCAACUACGCUGGUGCAAUCAAUGCAUUUUUGCAUAGACAAUACCAUUCUGGACUUUGGGUUAAAAUAUCUACUCAGACUAUCUGUCUGACUUUUGUCACCAGCCAGAAAUGUACAUAUAUGUGAGUAACCCAAAAAACGAUUAUAUGGUGCUGCUGUUUUUGCUUGUAGAAACUGCUAUGUUGAUUCUGGCAAGACAAAAUCUUUCUCAAAUGUCAUAAAUACAUCUACCUAACAUCUGAAACAGUUAUUGGUGCCUUAGUAUACGCAUAAGUGAAUUCAGAUUAUGAAAUGUAGCAAAUUUCUUGAAGAAAACGUCUCAACUCAAGUGAUUUGCACCCAGCACAAUGAAAUAUAUACAGUAAAUUGAGCUAAAAGCUUAUGUUUCAUACAUAAAAAUGACAAAACCUACUGUGACAAAAAUAAAUGCACAAAAGGUCUGAAGUAAUUCAAAAUAUGGUAUAAAACAUUUAUUCAAGAAUUACAGUAUCAAAACAUCUAACAUUUUUCAAUCCCUCCAGAAUAUGAAAAUAAAGAUCAAAACACAAACGCAGACAAAUGUAGAACAAAUAUAAAAAUAAUAUAAAUCUCAAAUCUCGGUGUAGCAAUCCUUUAAACAAAACAAAUUGUACAUGGUGACAUGGUGCGUAUAUUACGCAUCACUAUCACUUUCAUCAGAGUCAUCAUCCCAUACAGCUCUUUCUUCUGUUUCCUUUGAAGCAUUCUCACAUGCUUGGCACCGACAUAAAUCUGUACAAGAUAGUCUUGCAUGGUCACCACAUGAAGUAGAACAGAGUGUACCUAAGUUAAACAUCAGCACGCUCUGUUUCUGUCAUGCAUAAAGAGAUGCUGACUUAAAGAAACGUCGCAGUAGUCCUUUAUUUUUUCCCACGGAUGCAAACAUCUUAAAUGUGAAAUCUCUGCUGCUGUCUCUCUCUCUUUUUCUCAGCUGGUUCACCAUGGAGCAGGUCGUGGACCUGAAGGCAGAGGGUCUGUGGAAUGAGCUGCUUGAUGGGUUUCAGCCUGAAAUAGUCAUCCAGGACUGGUGGGUUGAUGAGCGCCCCCCGCUGCCUCUUACCCCUCUUGCCUGUAUUAGAGACUGUGUGUGGGGCCUUCUCACUGUGGCCUCAGCAGCUCAGUUUGUUCACACACAGAUGACACAGAACGUGUUUCACAGUUCAGUCAUUAAUAUUUGCUUCAGGCAGGAACAGCUCAUCAAGGAUUUAAUUAGUUUGGGUAUCAACAGAUGUUUGUCCUUAAGUUUGUAAAGAAAACAGUGUCACAGUUUUACGGUUGAGCUAAAAAGUCUCGCUAACAUAUUAAUCAUACAUUAGUUCUCUACUAACAUUUAUUAGCAGCAUUUUUGCUCUUUAUGAUUCAUUGAAUAUCACACACUGAGGACCUUUUAAUCAAAGAAAGAAAAAAUAAGUUUUGAGCACUUUUUCCGAUGUUUUCUAUUUCCCUUCAAUGGGACAACAGUUUCUACAAAACUUAAAUCUUUAGAGCUUUAAAAUGACUAACCCAUGAAACAAAGCUUUACUUCCCUUUAGAUAUGGCAGAAUUCAAUAUCCAACUAUUUGUCAACUCUCAUCAUCAGUUAGCAACCUGUGAAACACAUCCUCAGGGAUCGCACAACUUACUUUUGUGGCAUUGCUGUAGCACUUUUAUGUUUUGGCUCUUAAUUUCUGAUCACAUUCUGCCGGUUUUCUCAGGUAUGAAGAGAGUGAUCUGAAUGAAUAUAUUUACGAGCUGCAUGUGAAGUUACUGGGUGCUGACAAAAGCACAGUGAUCUCAGAGCACUGUGUGAAGCCCACUGAGGACCGCAGCUCUGAGUCACAUGGCUGGAAGGAGGUGAGUGUCUUAGUCCUCACAGGUACAUCAGAGGAAGUUGAUGCAAUACACCAUUCCACCAGUAGGUGUCAGUAUCUCACCAUAGACUCAUGUACAUUUGAAAACAUCACAUUUUACUGUCAUGACCUAAAGGUUCUGAACAUACAAACACAUUUUUCUGUGACAGGUACACCUUGAUAUUCAGUUACAUUGGGGCCAUUACAUUUAAACAUGCAAGACUUCCCAAUGCACUGCACUGAGUGUUUUUAACAGGGUUUCUGUUGGCCUGCAGGUGUCACAUGUGUUCUCUGGUUAUGGACCCGGUGUGAGGUAUGUCCAUUUCCAGCACCGCCUGAAGAAUAUGCGUAUGGAUGGGUUUGCACGUGGUUUUUACCAGACACUGUUCACUGACAGCUCAGUGAUCAUCAAACCGACCAAAACGUGCUGCUAAUCUUCCUGAGAUCUGCAGAGUAGAUAUGCAGCAUACAUACUUUGUUGCCUUUAACCAGCAUGACCAGCACUGAAUGCCUCUUGCUUUGUUUUAUGCUUUGAUAAACAUUACAUUGAGUACCUAUUACAGGGUUUCUUAAUACUAUUUUUAUAUCCUUUGUUAUAAUGAUAACAUUGAUUUUGCACUAGCUUUAAAGUUGUACUCUUAAUAACUACAUGGUGAUUUGGCAAAAAAAUAAGCAUUAAAAAUCUCUCCUGGACUUCUUUUGAUGCCUUAAGAUUUCAUGCGCUUAACCUCACAAUUUUCUUUACAUGUAAAUGUAAAACAGUGGCUAAAUAAAUCAGUAUUUGCUUGAGAAUUAAAGACAAAAAGAACCCUAUUCACGCCAGUUAUUAAAAAAUAGGUUUUUCUUCAUUUGAAAAACCCUAAAUAUCAAGUCAAAAGUGUCAAAGUCUAAAAUAUGAGGAAAAAAAGUUUAAAAAUAAUGUGAUAGAAAGUCAUUAUGAGUUUUAAAAUCAUAAUUGAGAUAAAAGUUUUAAAAUUUUAAUCAAUUAGCCAAUAUCAGAAGACCAAAAAUCUAAACUAUCUGAUGGGAAGUCAAUAUUCUGUGAAAGUUAAUGAUUAUGACAUAAAAGGGAAAGUUAUGAGAUAGUCAAAAUUUUGAGAAAAUAAGUCAUGAAUGUUAGAGAAGUCUAAAUUUUGAUUCAAUUAGUGAAAUGUAAAGGACAAAAAGCCAAAAUUAUGGGAUCGAAGCUUUAAGAAAAACGACUCAUAUUCCCUUUUUGUCUCAAGUUUUUACAUCCACAUUUUUACUUAUCACAUGAUAAUGAUUUACUCUUUCACCAUAUGGACUUUUUGUCUGAAAUGAAGAGUUUUAAUCUUAUAUUGACGACAGUAAUUAUGACUCACUAUGUAAUUAUUUUGUCUUAUUCUCAGUUAUUUCUUUCUUACAAGUCUUGACUUUUUUCUCAUAAAUUUGACUUUAAUUUAGGGGAUUUUGAUAAUUAUGACUUAGUAUUCAGAAUUUAUUUCAUGAUGGCCAAGCCUCCCUCUUUUUUAUACUGUGGGCUCCAAUAGUGGCUUCUUAGUAGCUGUAUACAUGAAAGUUAUCAACUUUGCAGAAGCACAUUUUUCAGUGCAAGUGCUGCCUUCCAUACCCUCAGAAACAACAUGAGGGUAUAGAAAAAAGGCAUUUUGUUCAUACACAAAAAAGCAAAUUAUAUUUGACAGAACAAAAGCUAGGUCUGAGACAUUUGUUUUCAUAGACCUAUAUCCAUUUGUUCCUAAUUAUCUCACAAAAUCUAAAAUACUUUGAAAUCAGCCAUUUUGACAGUUGAGCAAUGCUAUGGACAGUGAGGGUCCUGAACUCAACAUCUGAUUUUACAGAUAUAUGCACCCCUUACAAUGGGCUGACAGAAAUGCAAAACUUGUUUGUGGCAGGUUUUAAAAUGUGUCAGAUAAUCCCUGUUAAAAUCACCCAAAAUAACAGCAGUGAGGAUUUGAAUCAUCAAUUAUGUUGCUGCUGAUUUUGUUUGCUUUUGUCAAGAAUAAAAAGACAUCAAUAUGAA